Molecule: messenger RNA, 600 nt
Organism: Acanthoscelides obtectus
Lineage: Eukaryota; Metazoa; Arthropoda; Insecta; Coleoptera; Chrysomelidae
Source: the annotation of a GenBank genome assembly
GUUGGAAUGCAAAAGUGGUCUUGUUUAUAAUACAGUCGAAUUUCCACGAUUUUGUUCAAUAUGUCAAUGGAAAUCACUAUUAUUCAGAGAGCUUUGACAGCUUCUGUCAAAUUGCAUUUCGAUAAGGUAUUUUCCCAUGGGUCCAUAACAUUAAUGUUGCUGAAAUCGGCCCUACAUCUAUCAUAAAUCACGUAGCCCAGUAGUUCGGGGCCCACAGCUGAGAGACCUCAUUGCAGACCAAGGUCCGUGUGUAUCCAGGAAUUUGUACAGAUUUUGAUUUGAUUUUUUGGCCUCUGGAAGCCCCCAUCAAGCCAGGUCACGAGCAGCUAUGCACAUAGGGUAACAACGAAAGUAUGAUGACAAUGACCCUCAGAACACUUUCAGCAAGUCAAGGAACCUCGACAGUUCUGCUGAUAAUGACCAAACUUCACUGCGUGACAAUCAAGUUAUCACCAACACUACAUAUGUUCCAGCCAACAUAUGCAAAUCCCUUAUCAACUAGGCGUUUUCUCAGCGACGGAUAUCGAAUGCGAUCUGAGACAUCUUUGAAACAACGUCACGUUUGUAAUAUGAGCAAGCCUGAGACGUAACAGACUGUAG